AUGGUAAACGUUCCUAAGACCCGCCGGACAUUCUGCAAGAAAUGUGGCAAGCACCAACCCCACAAAGUGACACAGUACAAGAAGGACCAAGAUUCUUUGUAUGCCCAGGGAAAGCGGUGUUAUGACAGGAAACAGAGUGGCUAUGGUGGGCAGACUAAGCCUAUUUUCCGCAAAAAGGCGAAAACUACAAAGAGGAUUGCAACAGUUUGCAGUGUAAGCAGUCCAAGCCAGUGUGGGGAAGAUGAAUUCCAAUCUGAUACCUUCUGCUGCCAAUUAUGUCCCGCUGGCACCUACAUCCUUAAGCCAUGCCAGAGGGACCAUGGUAAGAGCGAAUGCAUCCCAUGUGAAGCUGGAUCCUUCAUGAAGCACAAUAACAGUGAGAGUAACUGCUUUCAAUGCUCUCAGUGCCGGGAUGACCAAGAGGAGGUAGCCGAAUGUUCCCAGACGGCUGAUCGCGAGUGCCAGUGUAAGCAGGGAACCUACUGUAACUCUGAAAAUUGUGUGGAGAAGUGCCUUCCGUGCAGCAGAUGUCCGAAUGGCAGAGUCAUCAGGCAAUGCAACGCCACAAUGAACACACUGUGUGACACGUUGGAUUCAGAGUCAGGAAUGCCAAGCUGUCAUUGUCUCUGCCUGUCUGGAGCUGAGAAAGCUGUGAUUAUCACAGCUGCUGUCAUGGUGAUCAUAGGUGCUGUCAUCAAGAUCAUAGAUCUUUUCAUCACCGCCAGAUUUUAUAAAAGAGGUGAGUGA
Messenger RNA from Chionomys nivalis (European snow vole), 747 nucleotides. RefSeq names its product tumor necrosis factor receptor superfamily member 26-like. The record is from RefSeq and is a predicted model, not a curated record. Gene Ontology annotation, biological process: translation; TRAIL-activated apoptotic signaling pathway; positive regulation of apoptotic process. Bases 1 to 747 code for a protein of 248 amino acids. Gene Ontology annotation, cellular component: plasma membrane; ribosome; cell surface. Gene Ontology annotation, molecular function: protein binding; structural constituent of ribosome. The transcript has 6 exons. NCBI's taxonomy places the organism in Eukaryota, Metazoa, Chordata, Mammalia, Rodentia, Cricetidae.